Molecule: messenger RNA, 4235 nt
Organism: Alosa alosa (allis shad)
Lineage: Eukaryota; Metazoa; Chordata; Actinopteri; Clupeiformes; Clupeidae
Gene: camk2d2
Product: calcium/calmodulin-dependent protein kinase (CaM kinase) II delta 2
Exons: 21
Coding region: 323-2005 (560 amino acids)
Biological process (GO): protein phosphorylation
Cellular component (GO): cytoplasm; neuron projection
Molecular function (GO): calmodulin binding; ATP binding; calcium/calmodulin-dependent protein kinase activity
Source: RefSeq, a predicted model, not a curated record
UGUGGUGUCUGUCUCAAACGCAACGACGCUGUUGCUCAGCAGGAAACGUUUGGAAAUGGAUACAUGUACGCACAAUGAGUGAACACAACCAUCACAUAUGAAAGAAAGCAUCUGUUCUGUGCGGUCCUCAAUCCCCGUGAAGGUGACAGCGGUGGUCGCGCCGUAGGACGCUGCAGGGACCACCUCUCCUUUAUCCCCGCGAGCUGUCCUAUUUUUCCCCGUCUUCGUUCUUGUACCGAGGAACGAGCCUAGCGGAUUCGACUGGUCUUUGGAAUCAUUGCUUGCGUUCGCCUUCCAUCUCCGCGCCGCAAUAUCUGUCAGAAUGGCCCUUACGAUUUGCACGAGAUUUACCGAUGAAUAUCAGCUAUUUGAAGAGCUAGGAAAGGGAGCAUUUUCGGUCGUAAGACGAUGUGUGAAGAUUUCGUCGGGUCAAGAGUAUGCUGCCAAGAUCAUCAACACGAAGAAGCUCUCUGCCAGAGAUCAUCAGAAACUGGAGAGAGAGGCCAGGAUUUGCCGUCUUUUGAAACACCCCAAUAUAGUGAGGCUUCAUGAUAGCAUAUCUGAAGAAGGUUUUCACUACCUGGUCUUUGAUCUGGUCACUGGAGGGGAGCUGUUUGAGGAUAUUGUUGCCAGAGAGUACUACAGCGAGGCUGAUGCCAGCCAUUGUAUUCAGCAGAUCUUGGAGAGUGUUCAUCACUGCCAUGUAAAUGGAAUCGUCCACAGGGACUUGAAGCCAGAGAACCUACUUCUGGCUAGCAAGCUUAAAGGUGCUGCCGUCAAGCUGGCAGACUUUGGACUGGCCAUUGAGGUGCAGGGGGAUCAGCAGGCCUGGUUUGGCUUCGCUGGCACUCCAGGAUACCUGUCUCCUGAGGUGUUGAGGAAGGAUCCGUAUGGAAAACCAGUGGAUAUGUGGGCUUGUGGCGUGAUCCUGUACAUCCUGUUGGUGGGUUACCCCCCAUUCUGGGACGAGGACCAGCACCGCCUCUAUCAACAAAUCAAAGCCGGGGCGUAUGAUUUUCCCUCUCCUGAAUGGGACACAGUGACCCCAGAGGCCAAAGACCUGAUCAAUAAGAUGCUGACUAUCAACCCCUCCAAGAGGAUCACUGCCACUGAGGCCCUCAAGCACCCCUGGAUCUGCCAACGCUCCACAGUGGCCUCCAUGAUGCACAGACAGGAGACAGUGGAGUGCCUGAAGAAGUUCAAUGCCAGAAGGAAACUCAAGGGAGCUAUUUUGACCACUAUGCUGGUCACAAGAAACUUCUCAGCAGCCAAGAGUUUGCUGAACAAGAACAAGUCGGACGGCGUCAAGGUUAACAACAAAACCAACAUAGCCACCAGCCCUAAAGACACAGGCCCAGCCCCAGCACUGGAACCCCAGACGACCGUGAUUCACAAUCCUGUUGAUAGAAACAAGGAGUCCACAGAGAGUGCUAACACCACCAUUGAGGAUGACGACCUGAAAGCCAAGCGCUUUGGAAGCCUCAGCAUAAACUCCCUCUGGCAGCCCAAGCCACAGCCACAGCCACAGCCCCGCUCCCAAACCACUGAGGCCAGGCAGGUGCCCACCUCCUCGGUCCAGACUUGCCAAGUUAUCAAUAAAGCUCGUAAGCAGGAGAUUAUCAAAGUGACCGAGCAGCUGAUUGAGUCCAUCAACAAUGGUGACUUUGAGGCCUAUGCGAAAAUCUGUGACCCUGGCCUCACAUCCUUUGAACCAGAAGCGUUGGGCAACCUGGUGGAGGGGCAUGACUUCCACAGGUUUUACUUUGAGAAUGCUCUUUCCAAAGGAAACAAGCCAGUCCACACCAUCCUUCUGAAUCCGCACGUGCACCUGAUUGGCGAGGACGCCGCCUGCAUCGCCUACAUUCGCCUGACCCAGUACAUGGAUGCCAGUGGCAUGCCCCGCACCAUGCAGUCCGAGGAGACCCGUGUGUGGCACCGCCGCGACGGCAAGUGGCAGAACAUCCACUUCCACCGCUCCGGAGCACCCAGCGUGCCCGUCAAGUAGAGAUGGCCCGAGCAGCGUGGCACUGAGCUAACCAAGCCCCUGUCAGGAAGCCCAAUCUUAACCUCCAUCCCUUUCUAUGUUUGCCUCCCUCAUACCCAUUAAUGUCUCUCUCUCUCUCUCUCUCUCUCCCUCCCUCCCUCUCUCUCUCUCUAUCUCCUACUAUCCUCUGCCCAUCCUUCUCUCUCUACCACCUACUCACAGGCCUCUAUCCACACUGAAAAUGGCCAACUUUAUAGAAGCGCCCAUAUGUAUAUAGGCAGAUGGUUAUGUUAGAGGGAAUUUGAGUUAUUUGGAGAUAUAGAAAUGGCAUUAAAAUACAGGUUGAUUGCAUAAAUGUGAGUGUAUACUUAGGCAUGUAACUGAUGUGGAAACAUGAAGUUGUAGGGUACAAUGUCAAAGAUACACUCAUUUCAACAUGGCCUACCUUGAUGAUACCCUAGUCAUGAGGUCUAGAAAUAGAGGACAGUGGUUUAUAAAUGUGAUCAUUCAUAAUGUUCACAUUUGGCCCAUUCAUUGUCCUUUAGUCCUUUUCCAUCAUUAACAUGUGAUCAUCCUCAGAUGUCCAUGUCUUCUGUUGCUUGGAGGAGCUUGUUCUCAGAACUGUAGCAUUGGUGAAAGAAAAAAGCAAGUGUUUUUUCCAUUUGCGUAAUCAUCUCUAUCUCUCUCCCUCUCUCUUUCUCUCUUUCUCUAUCAAUCUCUCUCUCAAUUGCAAUUAAUCUACAAAUUAAUUGUAAAAAAUCACUUUUUGUCUGUGUGCGUAUUUUGUAGUUAAUUGAUGAUAAAUGCUUCAGUUUACCCUGGUCGAACACAGCCGUCAACAAAAUAAUCUUGAGCAGUCUGUCACAAGAUGGCACUGUUUCUCAACAACUCUCAUCCCUAAUCCAGCUCCUUUCUUUUCAUGAGGGUUGUUUACCCCCAAUCGCACAGGACCAGAGUGUCAAGACAUUUUUUGAAAGGACAUCACUCUCCCCAAGCGGGCCAUGUAUCUGGACAUUAUCAAAAAGUGUAUUUUUAACAUAUUAGGUUUUUUUGUUCAUGUUUAUUUUUAACAAGCUGUUUUGGUAUGCAUUGUAAAUGUAUAGAUAUGUCUGUUAUGUAUUUUUAUGUCUAUGUGAGUGUGUGCAAUACGAACAAUUUGAAAGAUAAGAAUGUUAAUAUUGAGCUUGCUAUUGUUCUGGUGAUGUACAUAUGUUGUGGUUGUUAAAAGAAAAAAAAUCAAAAUGAUCAUUCAACUGAUAUCCACGCUUUCAGCUGAGCUAUGAUUUUAGUAAAUGCAAUCCACAGGCAAUGUUUUAUUUUCCGCUAGCUUCAAAUGUUUGGAACUAAAUUCCAACAGAGAAACUUAAUUGUAAAGGGUAGUUCAACUGCAGACUGUUUGCAGAUGUUGUAUGUUUACCUUUACACAGUUGCAUAUUUUAAAAAUUAAAAAUAGGAGAAUGUAGCAUAUAUAAUAUAUAUCAAUUUGACAAAUUGAGUUAUGCAUGGGGGGCUGUUUUUCAACAUGUGUUAUAUAUUUAUUAUUUAGUUGUUUUGUUUAUAAAAUUGUGGAUUUAAUGGUCUCCCUAUGGAAUCAAUCUUCUUUUUUUCAUUUUCAGUAUCAUCCAACAAUAACAACACUACCGAUAAUGAUAGUUGUACUACCACAUAUCCAGCACAAUUAAUCAACCAUAAGACUGUAGCUAAUUUUUACCUUUUGUCAGUUGUUGUAGGUCAAUUCUCUCUUUACUACUUUACAUUCAAAUGGCACAAGUAGAGAUCAUUGCCUCUCAAGCCACUGCUUCUUCUGUUCAUUGCCACACAGUAUGUUGAUCUCCAGAGGUGUGGUGAUGGAGAGAAGGGGGGAGGCCGAGCCCUUAUAUCUAGCAUGCACACUGCCCUUGUAGCGCUCUUGCGUCUCAGUGUCGGUCAAGAGGAGAGGAGCGGGGGUUGCGUUGUAUCGUACUGAUGUCAGAAUGGUCUUCCUUGAUGAUAUACCAGGAGCUUUAACCUCUGGUGCUCUCAUGUCAAUGGGACUAUGCCGAUACCAUCAUUGUCGUUUUCUUUGCCAUUUUUUCUUUUAAUGUACUGUACUUCUUCCUUUUCUUCUCUUGAGGGUUAAGAAAUUCCUCUGCUGAAAGUUGCACCGCCACAAGGGCCAAUUUGGAGAUAAUAGAGUAAAUAAUUUGCUGCCAGGGUGGCGAUAGAAAUUCAACAUAUUUAAGACAUAAUAAAAAUAAAGGUGUGAUAUUUA